This is a messenger RNA of Ilyonectria robusta, 992 nucleotides long. RefSeq lists its product as uncharacterized. Bases 131 to 607 code for a protein of 158 amino acids. NCBI's taxonomy places the organism in Eukaryota, Fungi, Ascomycota, Sordariomycetes, Hypocreales, Nectriaceae. The record is from RefSeq and is a predicted model, not a curated record. The transcript is spliced from 4 exons.
CUUCGCCAUGUCCCAAGCAACUUCGCCAUGUCCCGAGCAACUUCAACAUGUCCCGAAUUGAAGUAUUUCGAUUGCUCCUAGGUGCGGAGGAGGCGGUCUCCGGUCGGCGCCGCCCCAGCGGUUGUGGCAGAUGCUACAUGAUAAUGCCAGCAGAAGGCCAUCGUGUCCUGGAGUGUCCACGCAGCCCGGGACAGGGGCUGGACGGCAUGGUAGUUGGGGGCGCCGGGAGAGAUACGAUGGUAGUUGGGAGUGCUGGGCGAGACGAAACUGGUGGUCGAGAGAGGAUCCCAUUGGGACUACCAUGCCGUCUCGCCUAGCACUCCCAACUACCAUUACAUCUCUCCCGGCGCUCCCAACUACCACACCGUCUCGUCAGCCCGCCCGGUGUCUUACAGCAACCAAGUCGUCUUCAACGACGCUCACAUGCCGUUUACGUGACGGAUGCGGUACGUGCAAUUCCAUUCCGUUGUUUCUUGUACCCUGGCUUGGCCUAGUCCCAUCUCUCCGUUUGGCUGGAGAAUCGCUCUGCUACCCCUUGUCCUUCGCGCUAUUCUCACACCUCCACUGGCUACAGGUCACUAAUUCCAAUGCGUUCGAGAGCCGUUAACAUGACUGUGGUACCAUUGAGUGUCCGCACAGCCCGGGAUGAGAGCGGGACGACUUGGUUGUUACGAGCGCCUUGGGUCGAUAUGGCAGCUGGCGCUUCCAGCUACCAUAUCGACCCAGAUGUCCCAAUAAUCAAGCCAUCCCAGACGGCACUGCGAAGCCGUCUCACCCGGCGCUCCAGACGGCGCUCCCAAACACCAUGUUGUCCAAGGACAAGGUCGGGGAUAAGAAGAGGGGGGACGGGGUUUUGAUGGCUCGGAGACUUGAUAUUGUGAAGUAGGCAAAAUAUACUAAUACUCUACAACACACCAAUACGCCGAGGAUGCAUGUGAGGUCGUGCUGUCAAUUGCAAUGUCCCUUGGAUCACAAGGUUAUUUUUAUUUUCA